Messenger RNA from Cryptomeria japonica (Japanese cedar), 1704 nucleotides. RefSeq lists its product as uncharacterized. The transcript is spliced from 2 exons. The coding region runs from base 137 to 898 and encodes 253 amino acids. Lineage: Eukaryota; Viridiplantae; Streptophyta; Pinopsida; Cupressales; Cupressaceae. The record is from RefSeq and is a predicted model, not a curated record. Gene Ontology annotation, biological process: tRNA wobble uridine modification; protein histidyl modification to diphthamide. Gene Ontology annotation, molecular function: metal ion binding. Gene Ontology annotation, cellular component: nucleus; cytosol.
UACAGGUCUUCCUUCUCCCCUAGUUUAGACCAAAAGCUUUAUACAUUCAUUAUUUGAACGUUUCUUAAGCCAUUGGAAGUGCCAGACUGGAGCUUUCUACAUCUUGUGAUGGGCUUUGAUUCAUUCCAGGGCAAUCAUGAAAGCUCUUGAUCACGGAAGAGUGGAGAGCAAAACCUAUUACGAAGCUCUCUGUGUAGGAGAAGAUGCAACGUAUUCUGAAAUCAGAUCACAAUACAGGAAAGCUCUCAUUUCUCUCCACCCUGACAAAAAGCAUUUCAUUCCAUCUCAGUCCGCCUCUCUUAAUGCUGAUUUAGCCGAGGAACCCAAAAUCUCAACAACUAGAAUGGGCAAGGAGAAUUUUGAAUUCAUUGAAGUGGUUUCAAAUAAUUCUGAUUCUUUUCUCGGUGAGUGUCAAGGACUUCAUAGCUUAUCUGCGGGCUCAGAGAGUGGGGAUAAGGAUAGUGAGAUUUUAGACAGGUUUCUGAGGGUUCAGAAAGCAUGGGAAGUCCUUAAGGAUGUCAAAUGCAGAGAAGCUUAUGACUACGAGCUACAAGCCCUAAGAUAUGGUACAGAAGUUGUUGCAAAUGAGAUAGAAUUGGAUGAAAUGAGCACAGAGGAGGAUGGAGAAAGAGGGGCAGUUGAGUAUUUUUAUCCCUGCAGAUGUGGGGAUUAUUUUGUUGUUGUAGAGGCAGAAUUGGUGGAGAUGGGUUUUAGGGCUAGUAAAUGUGAAGGUGAUGGUAUUCAAGGAAAAGAUCCAGGGGCCGGGAUGGUGGAUACAUCAGAUUACAGGUCUCAGGAUAGCAGAGAACAUAAGUCCAGUGGUAAUGUAGAGCGGAGGUAUGUCUUAUGGUUUGGUGUCUAUUUCUCAACUUCACUCGGGCCUUGUUUGUUGAUAUGAUAGAUUCCAGCAACGAUUUUUGCAUCUUCAAUGUGCAUGAGAAUCUUUGUUCCAAGUGAAUGCUGCAUCAGUGUCAACUUUUCGACAUGAUCAUGCUAAACAUCCCCACAAAGUUCUAUAAUCAUCGCCUAGAUUGUUGUAUGAGUCUCCCCACUAAAUGGGCACCCAUAAGAACAUGGAAUUAUAUGGACCCCACUGUGCUGCUUUGGAUCUAUUGGUUUCUUAGAGUUUUUUUUAGUCUUUUAGGACCAUGUCUGUUAUGUUGGUCACCACUUGAAUGGAAGGGAUUAAACCUGUUGUUGAUUCCUGUAUAAGCUUCCAAUUUGCAGGUGCGAGAAUCCUUUGCUGCAUUCUGAAGGACCACUAUCAACAUUUGUCAUCCUUUAUGUCCAUUUCUCAUUUAAACCCUAGUGAGAUAAGAUCUUUCUUGCUCAAAGUGCUCUUUGGUAAUAAUUUUUUAAUAUCCUAGUGGUUAGAGAGUCGAAAGGUUUUGGUCUUUUGUAAGGUACUAAGGAGUGAUGGUGCGAACUAGCCUGCAAUAUCAUUUGGGUCUGUAAAAUUUAUGUGUGUUUUAAGGAUCUGAUCACUCCUUCAAUGUAGGAGGGAAAUUAUGGUUGAAUUCCUGUAUUAUCAGAUCAGUGGACAGAGAUGGGAAUCUUUUUAUGCAUUUGGAAAGGCCUUCUGGACUAAAAUCCAUGCACAGAUUCAUGAUGCAUUGUAAUGUCCCCUACCAGGUUUAGGCCUGUUCUAACCUAUUUCAAUGUACUUGUGACUUAAACUAAAUUGAUAAGGAGACAAUUCUAUCU